GCAGCUGCUGCGUUCAUUAAUAUUUUGAAAAUUGCAAAAUAAAGCAAUGUGAAUUGUAUAUUACUUUGUCCUUGUGUAGUAGAGUUAUUUGUAAAAUAUAUAAACCGAGUGCUUUGUAAAUAUGGCUCCACAGCGUGAACCAAUUAGUGUGCGUACAACUCGCCUAAACAAUUUAAUUCUCAAUAGAAGCUGUUUCGCGGGUUUUGGAAAUGGCGCCAUACAAAGAAAGUCAAUAGCGGCAGGCCGUCGUAGCACCUAUGGCGCUGCAACCGUGAGUCCUGCUUUGUCGGAAGCCCUUACUCGUGAAAGUCUUCUCGAUGCUUUAUGUUUAUUAUACAAUGAAUGUAGUAAAGAUUCAUUAAAGAAACGCGAUCGUAAUAUUGCGGAAUUUGUUCAAAAAUAUCGCCCAAUUGUGGAGGAGGCUCAAUCGCUACGUGCUAAUGCUGAUGAUUUUACCGUAAAGACACUCAUUGGUAAGGGAUAUUUCGGCAAUGUUCACUUAGUUAUUGAACGCCAGACGAAUGAUGUCUAUGCCAUGAAGAAGAUAAAAAAAUCGGUGGUCACCACAUCACAAGUAAAAGAAGAACGUGAUAUAAUGGCACGUCGAAGUUCUGAAUGGAUAACAAAUCUUCAAUACGCAUUUCAAGAUACUGACAAUCUGUAUUUAAUAAUGGAAUUUCUUCCUGGCGGUGAUUUACUAAGCUUAAUGACACGGCAAGGACCCUUUGACGAAGAACUUGCACGAUUUUAUCUCUCUGAACUUACGUUGGCUAUACAUUCGCUUCAUGAAAUAGGCUAUGUACACCGCGAUAUCAAACCAGAAAAUAUUUUGAUCGAUCGCUUUGGACACAUUAAACUUGCAGACUUUGGUAAUGCAGCUGCUCUGGAUCGUGAUGGACAUGUGUUCAGUCUGUCUCCGGUUGGCACUCCAGAUUACAUCGCUCCUGAAUUAUUGCAGACAAUAUCCACAUAUAAACUAACGAAGUCAAUGCAUGAUGUAAGCUGUGAUUUUUGGUCAAUGGGAAUUAUUGGUUAUGAACUUAUCUGUGAAAUAACACCAUUCCAUGAAGAGAAUGUUCACGAGACAUACUCAAAGAUUUUAAGCCAUUGUGAAGACAGUCACUUAAAAGAGAUUAUAACAUUUCCUUCGGAUAUAAAUGUGUCCGAAAGCUAUAAAAACCUCAUAGGUUCACUUGUCACGAACCCUACCAAUCGUCUGCCAUAUGAAAAAAUUAAACGGCAUCCAUUUUUCGAAUCUGUGAAAUGGGAAACACUUCGUUCCCAAGUACCACCCAUCAUUCCAACUGUAAAUAGCGACGACGACACUUCUAACUUUGAAGAUGUUAUUCGUAAUAAGAGGCGUACCAACACAUUUGUUAAAAAAUCAAUUACUACAAAUGUCCAGUCGAAUGAAUUCUGCGGUAGAGAUCUACCCUUUUUAGGUUACAGUUUUGUGCAUAUGGCAAAACAAAGUGCUGAUGCGGAAGGAGUUGCUGAUGAUGCCCGGUUCAGUCGAUUGAAUAUUAAAAUAAAAGAUUUACAGUCAAAUCUAAAAGAGCGCGUGGAAGAGAUUAAUAAACUGAAACAACAGCUAAUCCGGGCUGAACAAGCGGCUAAACAAUCAAACACUCAAUCUAAGAUAUUGCAAGAUGCCAAGGAUGAAAUUAAUAAAAUGAAGAAUGUUAUCAAGGAGAAGACUAUGGAGUUGGCAGCAUGUAAAACGCAAAUAAAAACUCUUCAGAGUUCCGUAAAAGUAGAAGAGGAAAUGUGGGAAAAGAAGGAGGCUACAAUAACUGAACUGUUACGGGUAAAUCGCCAGAAAUACGAAGAGGCAAAGAUUGCCUCAGAACAGCGUUACGAGAAACUAAUUGCAGAGAAAAAACACGAGUUGGCAAAUAUUAUCCGAAAGUUGGAUGCACGGGAAAGCGAAUUGAACGGCAAAGCAGAAGAAUGUAAGCAUUUACAGGAGAAAAUGGAGAAUUAUAAGGAAAUGUUACGUCAAUAUAAGGACCAAGCUCUGGCUGAUAAGGAAGCUUUUGAAAGAAAUAAACUACAACUAAGCGAAACAUACGAACAAAAGUUGACAGAGCUUCGUUCUAAGUUGAGGAAUGAAAAAGAUUCAAAGUCUCGUCUCACAAUGGUACUACGCGAAGUACGAAAUGAAGUAGACGAAUCAGUUAGUACAUCUAAAUCCCUACAAGAGUCGAAAUUGGCCAUGGAAAAGAAUAAUGAUGAGAUCUUAAAACGAUUGAAUAGAGAGUUGGAGGAGAACAAUUCCUUACAUGCACAAAAUACACAGUUGGAACAGCAGUUAGAAUCCGCACAAAAGGCAUUACAGGACCAACAACAUGAGAUUAACCGUCUAGAACGCGAAUUGAAUGUAGCAGAAUGUGGAAAGAAUUUAGCACAAUCAGAACUUGCUACGCAGCAAUCUUCUCCUUAUGAAACGGCACCAGGCUCACUGACCGAAUUACAUGUUAUAGAGGAACAGUUGCGCGCCGACUUAGAAACAGCAAAAGAAAACGAAAAUGUACAGAAAACGCGAGCUGACAAAUUGCAACAGAUAGUUGAGAAACUUGAAGAAAUGUUGGAUAAAUUCAAUGAACAGGCGCUGUCGCUAUCUCCAAGGAAAGGUGGCGCAUCUAGUAAUGAAAGUAAUGAACAUCCGGUUGCCCAUCACAUUCCCAGUAGCGUUGGUGAUAUGCUGGAAAAACAAAAUGAGAAAUUAGAAGAUCGACUCGUCGCCGUACGCGAACAAAUGAUUGUUGAGCGACAGGCGGCGCGCACAGCAAAUUUAUCGCUUUGGAAAGUGGAGAAACAAUUGGAGGAGGCUAUUGCUGAGAAGAAAAUGACGCAAAGGCGAAUGGAAUUAACUGAAGAUAAAAUAAAGAAAAUCCAGUCGGAAAAAGAUGAAGCCCUACGUCAAUGCAAAACUGCGCAUGAUGAAACAAAACAACGGGAGGAACGCAUUCGUGAGCUGCGAGAUGAAAUAUCUUCAUUGAAACGUGACGUAAUGAAGGAACAUCGAAUGUGGGAGAAAGCAGAGCAGGAACGCAUGCAAUGCAAAUCUGAGAUAAUUGAGCAUAUAUCCAAUGCACAAAAAUUAGAAGAACGUCUCUCAGACCUCAAUCAAAAGGUUCAGCAGAUUCAACAGAAAAAUGAUUCCCUUCUGUUGGAGAACAAAAAAUUACAACGCGAGCUAAAUGAAGAGCGUGAAAGGAGUAAUUCGGCAAGCGACAAAUCAUCUCACAUUCAAAUCGAAUUGAACAAUCUAAAAGACAACUACGAACGUCUCAAGUUUGCCUGCACCAUAACAGAUAACCAACUCACCGAAGUGGAGAGUAUGUUAGAAGCGGAACAAAACCGUAAUAAGAGUCAUCAAGAAAAGCUGGACAACUUAAACGCGACCUUGCGUAAAAAGGAAGACCUCAUAGCACAGCUCAGGAAAGAGCUAUCCGAUGAGCAAGUACAAAAAAGUGCUUCCGAAUCGCGUGUACAAGCGCUUAACACGGAAAUUACCGAAUGUGCUGAGAAUUUGGCACAAACGCAGAAGAAAUUAAUUGCUCAACAGCAACAACUGAUGGAACAAACUAACCACUUGUACCAAACACAAGAACGCGUCGAAGUGCUCACGAAUGAAACCGCAAACUUGCAAACGUUAAACGGAAACCACGAACGGGAACUGACUUUGCUAAAAGAGGAAAAUGCGCGUAUUCUAUCCGAAUUGUUCCAUACCAAAGAACACUGUGAACGCUUGCAGCAAGAGUUGAGAGACGCACUAGUAAAUUCCAACGAACUUCAUGCCGAAAUCGAUGAGCUGCAAGAAAUAAUGGCCGAGAAGGAAUCGUUCUAUGUGCAGCGUGAUAUCAAAUCGGAAGCCACAUUGGCACAACACAAAAAACUAAUAGACUACUUACAGCUGAAGGUGGAAGAUUUGUCUCAUAAGAAAAAACUAACUUUCACGGAAAAAUUAUUCGGAAGUAGCGCACAUAGCAACGCCAGUAAAAAAGAGAACAUUUCACCAGCCGCCGUCGAGACAUCAAUAUUAUAUCGCACACUGAAGGAAGAGCUACGUCGUGAAAAACAACGGUCUAAAACACUCCAGGAUCAAAUUGACAAACUAAAUGGUGUUUCGCAAAAUAUUGUUGGUUCCACGAGCGGAAUGAGGUCCCCACUGAAAAGUGUCAUAAAAAAUGAAAGUAACACAGAGGAUAAUGCCAACAAAACUGUAGGAACCUUACCCAAAUCAUCACAAAAACAAACUCAAGCAGACGCUAAAGCAACUACCUCUAACUUGCAAGUCACAAAUGAACAAGCACAUCACCGCUUUGAGCUGGCAUUACAGGAAACUAAUAAUUGCGACAAUACCUGCAUUGCUUGCAAAAAGCCAUUAAUAGCUGGUUCGCCGUAUUGGAAAUGUAAAGAGUGUAAAAUUGCUGCACAUCGCAAGUGUCGUAUUGAUGUACAUACGCAGUGUGGCAACCAAAUUGACCAAGUUGCUUUAUUUUCUCAAACAGCCGAGGAUCAGAGCGAUAUAGAUUCGAUCUCGAAAUAUUCAUAUGAGGGUAAAUUGGAUGACAUUGGUGAUGCUACCGAAUCUGCAUCAGAUGUUGCCCAAAACGAGUACACUGGAAAUUUGAUAUUCUGUGUAGAGGUGCAACAUAAUAAUGAAAAUUUAGAGCCCUUGGAGAUCAAUUGUGCAUUCGAAAUUGAGGAGCAAAAGAUAAUACUUCUAGGCUGCAAUACUGGUCUAUUCGCCUUGCACAUUCAACAGCCACAGCGAUUGAUGCAUAUUGCUGGUAUUGAUUCUGUCAGCUGCAUCGCCGUUUCUUUGCCACUUGCCAAAGCAGUAUUGGUGGGAGCUCGCGGAGAGUCACUAUUUCAAUGCGAUUUCCGUCAGUUACUGUCGCGAAGUCAAUCUUCUUCACCUUAUGUGAAGAACAGCCUCGAAGCUUCUGUAUUGGACCUACCAUUUUGUAAUCGAUCCACUAAUGAGAAGUGGCAAAUGGUAAAAAUAUCAAACGAAGCGGAUAAUGCUUUGGACUCGGUAGCUAUAGCAGCAACAUCUACACGUAUUGUAAUUAUGAAAUAUGACUUAAAGCAGCAAAAAUUCGCACCUGUACGGGCGCUAGAUACCGCUACACCAGUUUCAUCAAUACUUUUUACACGCCUUACAGCUAUUGUUAGCUCAGAUAAGUUCUUUGAGAUUGAUUUGGAAACUUAUGCCGCUGAAGAAUUUGUCGAUUUGUCCGAUCACGCGCUUUCGCAUAUACAUAACUGCCAGCCAGUUGUUGCCAUACGAAUCUCGCAGCAAGAAUUCCUGCUUUGUUUUAUGGAAUGUGGUAUUUUUGUGGAUGAAUACGGUUGUCGUUCGCGACCAUAUGACUUGAAUUGGGAAUACACUCCCACAGGUUUCAUAUACCGUGAACCAUUUCUCUAUAUUGCGCAUUUUCAAUCAGUACAAAUAUUACGAAUACAUCGCUCUUAUACAAAGGAGCUGGCCAGCGCAAACAAUAUGAAGGAUAUGGAUGCAGAUGUCGAUGAUAGCUGUUCGAACUCCAAGCGCAUUUAUUUGAGAUUCUAUAUGCCAACAUUACUCACAGAGAGCGGAAAAGUAAACGUUUAUAUGCUCGCAAUACAAAAAGAAACUGGACUACAACAAAUAUAUCAUCUGGAUUCAUUCCAAGCAUUCAAACAAAAGCUAAACGAGUCAUUGGAAACGAUUUCAUCGAUAGCAACAGCGAUUACUGCUGAAUCCAUCCCCACCUCUAACCCUGAAAGUAUCGAUUAAAACAAAUGUUUUUUACUCUUUAUUCUCAUAGAAAUGCACAUUAGCUAUUUGAAUGUGAUUUCUUAUACACGUUACAACUGAUACUAUUUUUGUAUUUGAAUUGAACCACUUAUUUAAUAAAAUAUGU
Bactrocera tryoni is the source of this 5918-nucleotide messenger RNA. RefSeq names its product citron Rho-interacting kinase (gene sti). Bases 122 to 5791 code for a protein of 1889 amino acids. Gene Ontology annotation, cellular component: cytoplasm; actin cytoskeleton. Gene Ontology annotation, biological process: actomyosin structure organization; peptidyl-threonine phosphorylation. Gene Ontology annotation, molecular function: ATP binding; protein serine/threonine kinase activity. Lineage: Eukaryota; Metazoa; Arthropoda; Insecta; Diptera; Tephritidae. The transcript has 7 exons. The record is from RefSeq and is a predicted model, not a curated record.